Didymodactylos carnosus is the source of this 984-nucleotide messenger RNA. Lineage: Eukaryota; Metazoa; Rotifera; Eurotatoria; Philodinida; Philodinidae. The record is from the annotation of a GenBank genome assembly.
AUGCGAUCAUUUAUGGUAAUCAUUGGUCUUCUUAUCAUAUUUAUUCAAUGUGAGAUAAGUCAUAGUCAAUUACCUCAAGGAUUUGUCUAUCUCAAUACAAUUGUACCCGAUAUACAAACUAAACUAAUGAGUCGUGAACAACAAUCACCUGAAAGUCUAUCUCGUUUUCAUGAACAACAAUCACCUGAAAGUCUAUCUCGUUUUCAAACACAACAGACUUCACGUUUUCCAUCAUCUGGAUUAUCACGUUUUGGCAAUGGACUAAACGUAUCAGAUACAAAUACUGAUGAACCAGCUAAACAAGAUGAGGUUAUACCUGUUGUUCAACCGAUAACGUCGCGUUUUCUUGCAGAUUCGGAAACAUUGGACACAUUAAGAAAGAAAGCAAUUGUCAAAGAAUAUAUACCAAAAAGUGACCGUGAUAUCGAAUUGCCUGCUUUGAGAAGUUUAUUUAUUGAAUCAUUUGAUGAUUUUUAUAAAGAAAUUGAACCACGAUUACAGUUACGUUCAGACACAACAUUGCGUAAUUGGCUCAAUGAAACAUUUGAUGAAAUGCAAGAAGAAAUGGUUAAAAAAAAAAGUCGAGUUUUUCUUUUAACAACAGGUACAUCAGUAUCCAAUAUUCUGGGUUUUAUGCAAAUUAAAGAAGAAAAUGAUACAAAUACCGUUUAUAUAUCGCAAGUGGCUGUUCAUGCUAGUUUAAAACGAAAAGGAUUUGGUGGACUACUUCUUCAACAUUUGUUAAUGGUAUACCCAACUGGAAAAACGUAUACCGGGCUUUGUCGACGAGCCAAUGAUCCAGCACUUCAGUUUUAUAUUAAAAAUGGUGCUGUUAUUAUGCCCGAUGAUGUGGUUGCUCAAAAGUAUGGAUAUGAUCCAGUUAAAUAUCUUGGAUUUCAAUAUGUCGAUAAAACUGAAAGACCUUCGACAUCAACAGCGACACCAGCAGCACCAAGUCACUUAGAAAACCCAGCUGAUGCGUGA